AGUGACUGCCCUACACCCCACAACCAAGCCGACUUAAACACCCCACCCCGAGAGGGGAAGGGGGUGGGGUGCAGGUGUGGGGGAGUCUGGUUCCAGGGGAAUGCAGCAAACUCCUCACUUGCGCCUGGAAGUUAGCCUGGGAUGGAGCAUGAACUCAGCGAGUUCAGCAAGAUCGAUAACAGAUCGAUUUCCAAACCGGACGCCAGGCCAGGCGGUGUCUUCAGUGCAAUCUUUGACGGUGAGAUUCCGUCCCAUUCCUCGUCGCUCCCCGUGGAAGUGUUCAAACUGCUGGUUCAAGACCAUCUCAGUUCAGAUGACUGUCCAAAAGAUGUGCUGUCAUUAUCAUGGCCAGACCAAACAGCACUUAGUGACAAUGCUUUUCUGCAUCCAACUGAGAUAAUGUGUUCCACAUCCUGGGCAUCAUCUCUGCCAACCAGUCCGAAAAGAUCCAAAACAGUGAAUCAAGAUGCAGGAAUGAACACAAGUUUUAGUGGCAUCAUCCACGAACAGCCAUUGACCCCAUCCCGAAGAAGCUUGCCCUGUUUGGCUCAGAGUCAGACCCUCCCAAUCAAUCUGAACAGACAGUCUUCACAACAGCCGUCGAAUCAGAAGCAGACAUUGAGUGCAGAGCCAUCUUCCACAAACGUGUCUUACGAGAAAGAUAUAGUUUCAGACCCAGUCCCAGAUGAGUGCGUGUUGGGAUAUUCCUGUCAACAGUGCCAUUCCAAUAUUUCAACGCAAGGACCUCUCAAUGACUGUGUCACCUGCCUAGAUGAAGUGAAGGAAUGGAACACCAUAGAGUCUGAGCAAAAAACGUAUGAUUCUCGGAGUGAUCAUGACUUCCUUAUUCAAAACACAUUAAAUCGCCAGUCAUCGGAAACUCAGGAUGAAGAACAAGGGGAUGACAAAUGCUCCGAGAUGUCAUUUGGUCUUUUCUUCAAAGAUGGGAAGAAGCGGAUUGAUUACAUUUUGGUCUAUAAAAUAUCGAGUAUACAGGUGGAGAAGAGGAAUACUUUCGAAAGAAACCUGCGAGCAGAAGGACUGCAACUGGAAAGAGAGCAAUCCCUCACGAAUAGCGACAUAAUGUUUGUGAAACUCCACGCUCCUUGGGAAACGAUUUGUAAAUACGCAGAAAGAAUGAACAUCCACAUGCCUUUUAGGAAAAAAUGUUAUUACACUGAUUGGAAGAACAAAGUGAUGAGCAGUGUUCAGAGGAAUCUACGACAGCUGAAGAGCUGGUUGCCAAGAAAUCCAAUGAAACUCGAUAAAGAAGCUCUACCAGAUCUGGAAGAGACAGAUUGCUACACUGCACCAUUCAGUAGAGCACGCAUGCACCACUUCACCAUAAACAACAAAGACACAUUUUUCAGUAAUUCAACAAGGAGCAGAAUCGUACAUCAUAUGUUACAAAGGACUAAAUAUGAAGAUGGAAAAUCCAAAAUGGGUUUGAAUAGGUUACUCAACAAUGGAACAUAUGAUGCUGCCUUUCCUCCACAUGAGGGAAGCUACAAGAGCAACCAUCCAAUCAAAACACACGGUGCACUUAAUCACAGGCACUUGCUCUAUGAGCGUUGGGCUCGAUGGGGAAUGUGGUAUAAAUACCAGCCAUUAGAUCUUAUCAGGCGAUACUUUGGUGAGAAGAUUGGCUUGUAUUUUGCAUGGUUGGGAUGGUACACUGGAAUGCUGAUCCCUGCUGCCCUGGUCGGCUUGUUGGUAUUUCUUUACGGAUUAUUUACAACCGAGUCCAGCCAAGUCAGUAAGGAGAUCUGUGAAGCCAAUGAAACACGUAUGUGCCCAAUGUGUGAACGCAACUGUUCUUACUGGAUGCUGAAUGAAAGCUGUGUCUAUGCCAAGCUGACAUAUCUAUUUGAUAAUGGUGGCACAGUCUUCUUUGCCAUUUUUAUGGCUAUCUGGGCCACAGUGUUCCUGGAGUUCUGGAAAAGGCGUCGAGCUGUUCUCACUUAUGAUUGGGACCUAAUAGACUGGGAAGAGGAAGAGGAAGAACUCCGCCCUCAGUUUGAAGCGAAAUAUUCCAAAAAGGAGCGUGUGAACCCCAUUACAGGAAAGCCAGAACCAUUCCAGCCAUUUCUCGAUAAACUCAGUCGACUCCUUGUGUCUGUCUCAGGAAUUUUCUUUAUGAUUCUGCUUGUCCUGGCUGCAGUCUUUGGGGUGGUGGUGUAUCGCCUUGUGACGAUGGAGAUCUUCUCUACGUUCCAGUGGGAUUUUGUGAAGAAACACUGGCAGUUUGUCACAGCAGGAACUGGUGUCUGCAUCAACUUCAUCAUCAUCAUGUCUUUAAACGUGGUUUAUGAAAAGGUUGCAUAUCUACUGACAAAUUGGGAACAUCCUCGCACAGAAUCUGAAUGGGAGAAUAGCUUUGCUCUCAAAAUGUUUCUCUUCCAAUUUGUAAACCUUAAUAGUUCAAUCUUCUACAUUGCUUUCUUCCUUGGCAGGUUUGCAGGUCGACCAGGUGCCUAUACCAAGCUGUUUCACAGGUGGAGACUGGAGGAGUGUCACCCCAGUGGCUGCCUAAUCGACCUGUGCAUGCAGAUGGGUAUCAUUAUGGUCCUGAAGCAAAUGUGGAAUAACUUCAUGGAACUUGGCUAUCCACUGUUGCAGAAUUGGUGGUCACGUCGGAAGGUGAAGAAAGCGGGUCACAGUGUGGAGAAUAAAGUGUAUUUACCUCAGUGGGAAAAGGAUUGGAAUCUGCAGCCCAUGAACAUUCAUGGCCUAAUAGAUGAAUACCUAGAAAUGGUUUUACAGUUUGGCUUCACAACGAUAUUUGUUGCUGCCUUCCCAUUGGCUCCACUCCUUGCUCUCCUCAACAACAUUAUUGAAAUAAGGCUGGAUGCUUACAAAUUUGUCACACAGUGGAGGCGACCGCUACCUGCAAGAGCCAUGGAUAUCGGAAUCUGGUAUGGAAUUCUGGAAGGAAUCGGAGUACUUGCUGUGAUCACCAAUGCUUUUGUGAUUGCCAUAACCUCAGAUUACAUCCCUCGCCUUGUCUACGUAUUCAAAUACGGUCCAUGUGCAAAUCAGGGAUACGUACAGGAAAAAUGUUUGACAGGCUAUGUAAAUGGCAGCUUGUCCUUCUUCAGCAUGGCUGAUUUUGACUCAACAGACAAAGGCUACUGCAGGUACAGAGACUACAGAGCUCCCCCAUGGGACCAUGAUCGAUAUGAGUUCACUUUACAAUUCUGGCAUGUUCUAGCUGCACGUUUGGCUUUCAUCAUCGUGUUUGAGCACUUAGUGUUUGGCAUCAAAUCCUUUAUAGCCUACCUAAUCCCGGAUAUGCCCAAAGACCUGUGUGACCGGAUGAGGCGUGAAAAAUACCUCGUUCAAGAAAUGAUGUACGAGGCGGAACUGGAACAUCUGCAGAGGGAACGGAAAAAAAAUGGGAAGAGAUAUCACCACGAAUGGCCUUAGUUCAAACAAUGAGACUAACCAACGGACAAUCCAGAGGAACUGCACUUCUACGGAGAAUGGAGAUGCCAGCUAUGCUGCACAAGCUCUUGCAAGUUUUAUACAU
Molecule: messenger RNA, 3529 nt
Organism: Hemiscyllium ocellatum (epaulette shark)
Lineage: Eukaryota; Metazoa; Chordata; Chondrichthyes; Orectolobiformes; Hemiscylliidae
Gene: ano3
Product: anoctamin 3
Exons: 28
Coding region: 142-3426 (1094 amino acids)
Biological process (GO): chloride transmembrane transport
Cellular component (GO): plasma membrane
Molecular function (GO): chloride channel activity; protein dimerization activity
Source: RefSeq, a predicted model, not a curated record